CCCGCCCCCCCCCCCCGGAGCGCCUCUCCCAAAAUGGCGCCGCUGGACCUGGAUAAGUACGUCGAGAUAGCGAGGCUCUGCAAGUACCUGCCCGAGAACGACCUCAAGCGGUUGUGCGACUAUGUCUGUGACCUGCUCCUAGAAGAAUCGAACGUGCAGCCGGUGUCUACCCCUGUUACCGUCUGCGGUGACAUUCAUGGACAGUUUUAUGAUCUAUGUGAAUUAUUCAGAACUGGAGGUCAGGUUCCUGACACAAACUACAUAUUUAUGGGUGAUUUUGUAGACCGAGGCUAUUACAGUCUAGAGACAUUUACUUAUCUUCUUGCCCUGAAAGCAAAGUGGCCGGAUCGAAUCACGCUCUUACGUGGGAAUCACGAAAGCAGACAGAUAACCCAAGUCUACGGAUUUUAUGAUGAAUGCCAAACAAAAUACGGCAAUGCCAACGCCUGGAGAUACUGCACUAAAGUCUUCGACAUGCUCACGGUAGCAGCGUUGAUAGAUGAACAGAUCCUCUGCGUGCACGGAGGCCUUUCUCCCGACAUCAAAACACUGGACCAGAUCCGAACCAUCGAGCGGAACCAAGAGAUCCCUCACAAAGGGGCUUUCUGUGAUCUCGUCUGGUCCGACCCAGAGGACGUGGACACCUGGGCCAUCAGUCCUCGGGGCGCCGGGUGGCUUUUUGGUGCUAAAGUGACCAAUGAGUUUGUCCACAUCAACAACUUGAAACUGAUCUGCCGGGCCCACCAGCUGGUCCACGAAGGGUAUAAAUUUAUGUUUGACGAGAAGCUGGUGACGGUCUGGUCCGCUCCAAACUACUGCUACCGCUGUGGGAAUAUCGCCUCAAUCAUGGUCUUUAAGGACGUGAACACGAGAGAACCAAAGCUCUUCCGGGCCGUGCCAGAUUCCGAACGCAUCAUCCCUCCGAGAACCACCACGCCGUAUUUCCUCUGAAGUAACCUCCUCCGGCCCUCCCUCCUCUCUUUGUGACGUACAUCCUAUGGAGCACUUUGCUGCUGAAAUGCUUUUUUUUUAUUAUUAUUUUUAAAUUAUCUAAAAAAAAAUUGUAUAUGGUCUGUAGCGUUGCGUUUCUUAAAUCUGCCUUUUCCCGUGCGCCUCCUCCCUUUUCUAGGACUUAAAACGAUUGCUUUUGAAAUGUCCCACAAGCACUUGACACACAGACACACAUUAUUUAGUGCUUUUGAUUUCCUGUUUUUGUUUUAGGGGAAACUUUCCCUUCGAUAUAUAAAAAAAAAAUCAAAUAAAAACAGAGCAAGA
Molecule: messenger RNA, 1275 nt
Organism: Notechis scutatus (mainland tiger snake)
Lineage: Eukaryota; Metazoa; Chordata; Lepidosauria; Squamata; Elapidae
Gene: PPP6C
Product: protein phosphatase 6 catalytic subunit
Molecular function (GO): protein serine/threonine phosphatase activity
Source: RefSeq, a predicted model, not a curated record